CUCUCUCUCUCACCGCCUGACGGAAGGAGCGAAAGUUUUGCGAGGCGGGCCGGAUUAUUCCACAUCAUAAACACUCAGUGCUGCUGCUUUUCGGCGACGUUUCCGACGUUGUUAAGCCGCUUGUACGAGCUACGAGACAGCGUGAGACACCGCGACGAGCUCGUAAUGUGAUUAGAAAGCUUAUGGUGGUGGUGGUUUUUUUUUGUUUGUUUUCCGGUGCGCGAGACGCUGUAGCGUUAAACGGCGGAUUUGACGACGCCGAUGCGGACUGCCCUGAUGUUUAUUAGCUCAGCUAGCCUGCGACUCUAACUUCUUUCGUGGACGUCAGGAGUGGAUUUUCAGAACCGGGGACACUUUGUGGUUAAAAAAAAAGAAAAAAAACUGGCGUUUUUAUAAUCCGUGGGGCAACAUGACCGACAAACGGGAGCUCGGUUUGCGAAUUCUGAGCGAUAGAGUCGGUAAUACCGGAGCUGUGACUCGACCCGAGAGGCGCCUCGAGCUCCAGGCGCGCUGCGACGCAGUCUGAGGACUUAGCCACAGUGCUAACGUUUUCAGCUCCUUAGCGCGUUAACACGCCAGCCUUGUGGCAGCGGGCCUGUAGAAACAACGCUUCUUUUUCACAAAUUCGCUAGCACACAUGUCCUUUUCACUCAUAUUCCACAAGAAUUAACGCCCAGUUUCCUCACUUUGCUAGCAUUACGUCGUCGAGCCUGUCACAUUAGGAGCCGCAGACUCUAAUGGGACCUGAGAAGUUUUUCUGAGGCGUUUUUUUUUUCACGGUUUGGACAUAAAACACGGUUUAUCUAACAAAACUGAGAAAAAUGUCGGAAAACGCACCUACACGGAGUCUGGAUGAGAUCGACCUGGCAGCUCUGAGGGAUCCAGCAGGAAUCUUUGAGCUGGUGGAGGUCGUGGGCAACGGUACCUACGGGCAGGUGUACAAGGGGCGCCAUGUGAAGACGGGACAGCUGGCUGCUAUAAAGGUGAUGGACGUCACCGAGGAGGAAGAGGAGGAGAUCAAGGCCGAGAUCAACAUGCUGAAGAAGUACAGUCACCACCGCAACAUCGCCACAUACUACGGCGCCUUCGUCAAGAAGAGUCCGCCCGGCCACGACGACCAGCUCUGGCUGGUGAUGGAGUUCUGUGGUGCCGGCUCGGUAACGGACCUGGUGAAGAACACUAAAGGAAACUCCCUGAAGGAAGACUGGAUAGCUUAUAUCUGCCGAGAGAUUCUGCGGGGCCUGUCGCACCUCCACGCACAUAAGGUCAUCCACAGAGACAUCAAAGGCCAGAAUGUGCUUCUGACUGAGAACGCAGAGGUCAAGCUCGUGGAUUUUGGUGUGAGCGCUCAGUUGGACCGGACCGUAGGCAGGAGGAACACCUUCAUCGGCACUCCGUACUGGAUGGCACCCGAGGUCAUCGCCUGUGACGAGAACCCAGACUCCACCUACGACUACAGGAGCGACAUCUGGUCUCUGGGAAUCACAGCGAUAGAGAUGGCAGAGGGGGCACCCCCAUUGUGCGAUAUGCAUCCUAUGAGAGCUCUCUUUCUCAUCCCGCGGAAUCCUCCUCCAAAACUGAAGUCCAAGAAAUGGUCCAAAAAGUUCAUCGACUUUAUCGAGGGCUGCCUGGUGAAGACGUACCCGAGCCGUCCGUCCACCGAGCAGCUGCUGAAGCACUCGUUCAUCCGAGAUCAGCCGACCGAGCGCCAGGUCCGCAUCCAGCUCAAAGACCACAUCGACCGCACACGCAAGAAACGUGGAGAAAAAGAGGAGACAGAGUAUGAGUAUAGCGGCAGUGAUGAAGAAGAUGAAAACAGAGGUGAUGAGAGAGAGUCCAGCUCCAUCCUGAACGUGCCAGGCGAGUCGACUCUGAGGCGGGACUUCCUGCGGCUGCAGCAGGAGAAUAAGGAGCGCUCGGAGGCGCUGAAGAGGCAGCAGGCCCAGCUGGCAGCACAGCGCCGCGACCCCGAGGAGCACAAGCGUCAGCUCCUCCAUGACCGCCAGAAACGCAUUGAGGAGCAGAAGGAGCAGCGGCGAAGGCUCGAGGAGCAACAGAGGAAGGAGCGUGAGAUGGUGAGGCAGCAGGAGAAGGCUCCUCACCGGAGACUCGAUGAUAUGAGACGGGAAGAGGACCGCAGGAUGGCCGAGAGAGAGCAGGAAUUUAUAAGACAUAAGCUGGAGGAAGAGCAGAGACAGUUAGAAAUCCUUCAGCAGCAGCUUCUACAGGAGCAGGCCUUGCUCAUGGAGUACAAGAGGAAGCAACUGGAGGAGCAGAGGCAGUCGGAGAGGCUACAGAGGCAGCUGCAGCAGGAGCACGCUUACCUCGUCUCCCUGCAACAACAGCAGCAGCAGCAACAGCAGCAGGAGAAGAAACCACUUUAUCAUUACAGCAAGAACCUGGAUAACAACAAGCCUGCCUGGGCCAGAGAGGUGGAGGAGAGGAGUAAACUAAACAGACAGGGCUCCCCUAAAAUCUGCACCACCGUCUCCGAUACCAACAUCCAGUCACGCUCUGACUCCAUCAGCCAAUCAGGAGGCGUGCAGGCCGCACAGACUCCGCCCAUGCAGAGACCUGUCGAACCCCAAGGUGGCCAGGGCAAGUUCCAGAUGGCACACUUGGUGCCUCUGAAGCCGUACGCCGCGCCCGUGCCGCGCUCCCAGUCCCUCUGCGAUCAGCCCACUAAGACCAUGUCCGCCUUCCCCACCCAGGACCCCUCCCCCACCCCAACGCCCCGUCCACUGCACUCCCGCGAGCUCGUCCGUCAGAACUCGGACCCCACAUCUGAGAGCCCCGCCCCUCAGCAACGCCCGAUGAGGGAUGACCACGGCCCGUGGAUCCGCCUCCCUGAGAUUGAACAGCCUCCAAAAAUUCCUCAGCGAACCGCGUCUAUAGCUACUGCUCUUAACACUAACCUGUCCUCGGGCAUCAGACACCCAGUACGAGCCAGCAAUCCAGAUCUGAGUCGCAAUGACCGCUGGGAAAGAGGAGACAGCGUGAGCCUCAUGUCCAACCUGCCUCAGACCGGCUCCCUCGAGAGACACCGCAUCCUCAGUUCAUCUAAAAUGGACUCGUCUCCCAUCCUCUCUCACGAUGGACGACACAAACCUGGAGAAUCCCGCACCUCUUCCAGACCUAGCAGGCCAGCGAGCUAUAAGAGAGCAAUAGGAGAGGACCAUGGGCUGUACUCGAAGGAGCGUGCAGAGGAGCAGCCUCGUCCUCCAGUGAAGGCCAACGACUACUCGUCUUCCUCAGAGAGCAGUGAGAGCAGCGAGGAGAGCGAGAGCGGAGAGGGACAGGAAGAGGAGAGUCCCACUGACCGCCCGCGAGACGCAGACUCCGAUUCGGUGAACACCAUGGUGGUGCAUGAGGAAGAGGAGGGUGAUGGAGGAGAUGAAGAGCGGGCUGGAGGUUACGGUGAUCAGACCAUGCUCGUUCAGAGGACUCCAGAGAAGCGUAAUCAUAACGGAUACACCAACCUGCCUGACGUGGUUCAGCCGUCCCAUUCCCCCACAGACUCCGCCUCCCACUCCUCUCCUGGCAAAGACUCCACCUAUGACUAUCAGUCCCGAGGUUUGGUCAAGGCUUCUGGGAAAUCGUCCUUCACUACUUUUGUGGAUCUUGGAAUGUACCAGCCGUCAGGGGGAACGGGGGAGCCCAUCUCAGUGGGAGGUCUGAGUUCUCGGUUUGACCAGCUGAAGUUGGAGGUGCGAAAAGGCUCCAUGGUCAACGUGAACCCCACAAACACUCGCCCUGUCAGUGACACUCCCGAAAUCCGCAAAUACAAGAAGAGGUUUAACUCCGAGAUCCUCUGUGCUGCACUCUGGGGUGUAAACUUGCUAGUUGGAACAGAGAACGGUCUAAAGCUGUUGGACCGCAGCGGGCAGGGCAAAGUGUAUCCACUCAUUAAUUCCCGCAGGUUCCAGCAGAUGGACGUCCUCGAGGGACUUAACCUUCUCAUCACCAUAUCAGGAAAAAAGAAUAAGGUGCGGGUGUAUUAUCUGGCCUGGCUGAGGAACAAGAUCCUCCAUAACGACCCUGAGGUGGAGAAGAAGCAGGGCUGGACCACUGUAGGAGAAAUGGAGGGCUGUGUGCACUACAAAGUGGUGAAGUACGAGCGGAUUAAAUUCUUGGUAAUCGCUCUGAAGAAUGCGGUGGAGGUGUACGCCUGGGCCCCCAAACCCUACCACAAAUUCAUGGCCUUCAAGUCAUUUACUGACCUGCCUCACAGACCUCAGCUGGUUGACCUGACUGUGGAAGAAGGUCAGAGGUUAAAGGUUAUCUACGGUUCCAGCGCCGGCUUCCACGCCAUUGACGUCGAUUCCGGAAACAACUACGACAUCUACAUUCCUGUCCACAUCCAGUCUCAGGUGACUCCACACGCGAUCGUCUUCCUGCCCAGCUCUGAUGGAAUGGAGAUGCUGCUGUGUUAUGAGGAUGAGGGUGUGUACGUCAACACCUACGGCCGCAUCAUUAAAGACGUGGUGCUGCAGUGGGGAGAGAUGCCCACUUCUGUCGCUCAUAUCUGUUCUAAUCAGAUCAUGGGCUGGGGAGAGAAGGCUAUAGAGAUCCGCUCGGUGGAGACGGGACACCUGGACGGGGUGUUCAUGCACAAGAGAGCUCAGAGACUCAAGUUUCUGUGCGAGAGGAACGACAAGGUGUUCUUUGCGUCAGUGCGAUCUGGAGGAAGCAGUCAGGUCUACUUCAUGACCCUGAACAGAAACUGCAUAAUGAACUGGUGAUAGAGCAGCCAUAUGAUCACCGUUCCCUCCACUCUUUUUCUCUUUCUCUCUCUCUGUCUCUCUCUCUUUCCCUAUAUAUCACUGUUUCUCUCUCUCUUUCUCACACACACAUACACUGUAAAUAGAUACAGUGCCCACACGCUUUUGCUCACACACAGCACUUCCUCACAUACGCACAACUCCCAGAAACACACACACACGCGCGCUCCAGACUGUCAUUAGCAGAAUAGCUGUUCUCUUAACAAUGAGCCUGUUGUACAAACAUUAUGGGGAUGAUGUGUGUGUGUGUGUGUGUGUGAGAAUGCGUGUGUGUUAUGACGCGUGUGGAUGCCAAAUCGCUUUACAUCCUUUCAGCACCAGAACAAAAUAUCCAUUCUCUUUAUCGGCUUCGAUUAGAUCGCCAGAUUUCAGUGAGUUCGCUUUUUGCUCAGAGCCUUAUUUCAUUUUCAUUUCAUUUUCAUUUCUACAUUCCAACUUUACCACCAUUGAAGAGAAGAGAUGAAGAAAGAGCAGCAGCGUGUAAAGCCAAUCAGCCUUGGACAUUUCCCGGUGGUCGUCGCUGCCCCCUCCUGCUCUCGGGUGGUACUGCAGCAUCUGUAAUUUUCCAUUCUCACACUGUACUGUAACUCAGUAGCCUAGUCGUUUAAUCUAAAGGAUUUAAACUAGAAGUGAUUUAUUAUUUAUGUUUAAACUAGCAGAACAUUAGAGUGACGUUUGAGGAGCUCUCACGAUAUCAGUUAUCAUAUUUCGAGCUCGUCUGCCUCUUAAGUUUUCCCAUUCGGCUCUGUAGACCGGAAUUGGACAGAAUUCUUCAAUCAUUUAUAGUCGACGCUUUUAAGAAUCUGGGUUACGUUUUUCGCUCGUACAGCACAGAAGUGCGACCGUUAUUUCAAGCACUCUCUCUGGUUUAGCCUUGGAGAAAGCUUUUUUUUUUUUUUUUUUUUUUUUUUUUUUUUGCUCUCUCUCUCUCUUUUUCUCUCUCUCUCUCUCUUUCUCUUUUUUGUCUGAAGUUCCAGUAUAUCUCGGGCUGUUUGAUAUUCUCUGUAUGUAUAGGUAUUUGGUAUUAUUCCUACUUUAAUAAUCUCUUGCUGUUCUAUUGCAAUACGUGCUGUAAUUGUGCUGUUCUCGUUCAAAGUUUUCACGAGGGGAGUUCCUCUUUAACCAGUCGGAUUACGAGGUCAGGGAGAAGCAGUUUUUCCAAAUUUUUUUCCAUUUUUUUUUUUUUUUUUUAAUCUAUUUUUUUUGGAAGCAAAAAUGUGUACUUCAUUUGUGAGCCAAGUUAAAUAAAUGGAGCAGUUCGAUUACAUUAUCAUGCAAAUGAAGCAACAUUAAGGUGAAUAUACAGUUUUUGACCCUUUGCUAUUGGAGACACCUGAAAACGAUGCUUUUCAGCAUCAACGAUUGCACAUUUAAAAAAAAUAAUAAUAAAAUAAAAAAAGGCAAAGGCAGUUCACUGAAGGGGAAUGGACGAAGAACGUGAAAGAAUUCACACCAGCUUUAUCUGAACUGCAACCUAUGAAUUUGAGAGCUGAUAAAGAGACUGUGGUCUUCGUUUGGUUAAAAAAAAAACUCCACGGUGCUAGCAUCUCAUCCACUGAUAUACUCUAAUGUAUUUUCACAUUGUGAAAAAUUGUGUGAAUUUAGAAUCAGCACCAAAGGUCUGUUCACACUGAACAAGAUUUUAUCACAUGCACCAAGCGCACUGGGAUUUUUAAAACAAACAAAUGAUUGGCUUUUGAGUGAGACUCAGUUCUGUUUUUCAGAUCCAAUAAAAAAACCCAGAAUGUGUUUCAUGUUUGUUUAGGAAGGUUGUUUCGCUCACAAAUAUAAGAUGCAUUUCUGCUCCUAAAAAUGGCUCCCUGGUGUGGCAUACAGCCUUAUUUGGAAAAAAAUAAAUAAAAAUAAAAUUUCGAUUUGGGGUGCAUGGGAUGAGCAGUGAUCAUCACUUUCUUUGGUGAAAAAAAAAUUUUUUUUUUUUUUCAUUUUGUUAUUUCACAUUUAUUGGUUAGCGAGACUUUUUUUUUUUUUUUUUUUAAACCGUGACUUUGGCUUGGAUUUGCGUGCGUGAACGAGUGUGAGACUGUACUAUAACAUACACAGUGUGGUCCAAAGCAAUAGCAGCGUGACUGGCGAGCUCGAGCGGGCUCUUCUCUUCAAGCUGCGAGUGUGCGAUGUUUGCCUGCAGCUCUGCAAUACUAGCAAAUCACCACAACGACUCCUCCUUUCCCCUUUCCCUUUUGCUAGCAUAGCCUACUGUGGAUCUAAAACCUUUGUUUACAAAUCUUUAUGGUAUAUAUUCGAUUCAGUUUUAUUUGUAUAGCACUUUUAUCAAUAGACAUUGUCAUAAUGUAAAUUGUCAUUUACAGAAAUCCGGAUGUAGAUGUUAGAUCCCUAAUGAGCAAACCUAGAGGCGAGAGUGGCGAGGAAAAACUCCCUGAGACGACACGAGGAGGAAACUGUGAGAGUCAAAAGGGAACCCGUCCUCUUCUGGGUGAUACCGGGUAGUGGGAUUGUACGAGUCCUGGGAUGAGCACAGGGACAGUCUUUAUGAUUACAGCAGCAGUAGAUCGAAAUCGACAGUAUCCUGAAGCGAGGGUUCUAUAUAGCUUUUAUUUUGAUCACAGAAAGUGUAUAGUUAAUCAUUACUACCAGAAAGAUGCCUAUAUAAAAAGUUUGAUAGUUGAAUGAGAGAUGGGCGAUUGUAACAUAUAAAAGCACUUUUAUCUCGUUUUUUUUUCUAAUGGCUGAGAGACAAAGACAGCAUUAGAUUAAUGUUUGCUCUAUAAUAUAAACUAACUGAAACGAAUGUUAACAAAUGAGAGUCGAAUUACAGUUUAAAAAAUAGAUUUCGAAACAUCCUGGUGAGUGUUUAGGAAACAUUUCAGGGUAAAGUGAAUUGUAGAGAAAUGUAGAUGAUCAGUCAAAUAGGUUUAGCGUCUGAACAAAACUCCGGAACGUAAUGAGAACAGCCAUUUUGGUCAGAUUCGGAUAAAACUACAGUUCUAACUUGAACAUAAAUUUGGAUUUCCGCUGCAAUUUUCCAACUUUAUUCAUAGAAAAAUGAAACUGUGUCAGUUGUUGAUGUUAUUUACAGCAAAUAUGUGAAAUUCUGAGUAAGUAUUUCUGGAAAAUAUAUGAAUUACUCCAGUGCAAAAGCAAAACUAAAGCAGCAAACACUGGAACCCGAACAUGACUUGGCUGACCGAUUACAUUUUGUGGGACGUUGUGCAAAUUAGGUUUUUUUUUUUUCUUCAUUCCUCUGAAAAUUCAAGUGCUAUAUUGGCCAUAUCUCAAUCCCACUCUUUUAAUUUGGGAUUUCUCGCACAAACCCUUGCACAUUAUCUUUCCCCUCUUAUUGAUAUGAACAAAUAUUCUACUCGUAAAAUGUUCUGUUAUUCACGCACUCGUUUACCCAUACACUUUUUUUCCCCAUACUUCUUCCAUUUUCUGCUUAGUAAGCAUCGUUUAGUAAUGUGACCCCAUUUAAACUGCCAUGUUUACUGUUAUAGCAGUGCCUUGGAGCCGGGUUGCGGGUGUGCGCGUGUGUCUUAGCAAAGGAUGUAAUAUUUUUUUUUUUCCCCCCUGAGUGAAAUGCCCCCCCACCACCCCCCAAUUGCAUAAAUAGUUCAGGGAAGAAGUAGAAAAAAAAGCGACGCCAGUGCAAUCAGAGAUGUAUCUCAUGUCAAGAAAGUGCACUUAAACUGACAAUAAGUUCAGGCCCAAAAGCCAUUGCAUUUGGAAAGCUCCUUUCCCCAGAAUUAAAGCAUCACACACCAGGUUGUGAUAUUGUUCAUGCACAGAAGCGGGGUCGGGAACCUUCAGCUGGCAAAGACGGAUUAAUCACGAUCAUUUGAGAUUCAAAGAGAAAAUGAAAUUAAAAAAUAGCUGCAUUUUUUUUCUUCUUUCUAUAAUUCUGACAAGAAGACACAGAGAGCAGCUACAAAUAAAUAAGCUCUGCUUUCCAUCUGUCUGUUUUAUUAUUUUAUUAUAGUUUUGCAAAUUCAGCCCCGAUAUUUCUCACAAAUGCAAACUUCUUAGUCCAUUCAUACAGGAAACGAUUAGAUUUUUCGAUUUGAUUGUGAACUUAUCCAAUUCCGAUUAGAGCGCAAACGCUGUCGUGAAUAUUUUAAUUACAUAAUUCAUCCGAUUUCUUCCGACUCGGAAGCUCUCUUAACCAAACGUAUACUUUUGAAAUAGAUUACGCUAAACCUAGUUGAUUUAUUUUCAUCCUGUAUCCGUAUGGAAUCAUGGAACGUCUCUCUCUCUCUCUCUCUCUCUCUCUCUCUCUCGUUUGUGAGCUUUAAGUUCCCGACCCCUGGCUGUAGAGGUUUGGGUUGCCAUGGUGAGGAUUCGCUUCCAUGCAUCGUGAUGUAGCGAAUCCCCCGUCGUCCCACACACACACACACACACACACACACACAAGAUCCAGAGUCUCGUCUCAAUCGCUUUCAUUAAAAUUUCUUACCAAAUGUUAUCAGAUGUAGUAAUAUUUUCCCACUGUCUUAACAGACAGUGAAGUUUUAUUUUCAAAUCAUUUAUAUAUACAUACUUAUAUAUAUCUAUCCAAAUCCUUUUAAUGAGAAGUUAUUAUAAAUGGUUUAAGAUACUAAGAGAGUUUAUAAUAGAAGUGUACCGGGUGCCUAUUUGCAACGGAAUCAAAAUUUAAUAUAUCAUUCUAGUAUUAUUUUACUACAUAGAUAUAUCGACAUGUAUAUUGCGAUAAUUUAAUGAAUGUAACCUUCACGUGAUCAGAUUUCUAUGUAAUACCUUUACUGGCCUAAUAACAUUUGAAGCACAAUGUAUAUUUCUGCUUUAGCUGUACAUUCGGCUAUAAUUCAGUUAGGAGAUUAGACCGACGCCUCUCUCUCUCUCUCGCUCGCUCGCUCUGUGUGCGGUGAGCUUUAUAAAAGAGCGAGCGUGGGUGUGUGUAUGUGUGAAUAGGAGAGCUAUUUUUAAACCAAGUAUGUACUGUUCAUGAUGCUCUGAGAGAAAAUGAGGAGGAGGCGGAGGAGGAGGAGGAUUAGAGUUAGGAAAAAAAACAUUAUGGGUUUUUUUUUUUUUUGGUCAGUAUGGACCAGUACUGAAUCAAAUUAGUUAGAAAGCAGCAGAAUACACACAUCAUAUUCUUGUUUUUAAAGUGCAUCACCAUUCCCCCGGUAUGAGACACACCAGAAUUCUAGCUUUGUGUUGACACUUUUGGCCAGCAGCAGUGGUUGUGUGGUGGUCCGGCAUACGUGUUUGUGUGUGUGUGUGUGUGUGUGUGUUCCACAUAGCAAAAUGAAGCGCUACAACGUCGACGUCUUUGCUGUAGUUUAACGACACCAACAACGUACAAAUGUACACGACAAUUGUUGUAACUGUAUUUGGUCAACAGCACACAGAACUGCGUACACAAGAAUGCGCGCAGUUUUGCGACGUACACGACAUACACAGAGCUUUGUGUCUUUUUCGGCAGCGUCAUGCGUAGGUUAACAUGGUCGGUACAGCGGCCCUCACUUAAUUUCACAACGCCAUUGUACGGAGGUUGUAGCGUCACAGUGAUGUCACAGGAAGUUCAUAUAGCCAUGUAGUUUUCCAUCACUGAUGGAAAGGGUUUAGCGGGCUACGUGUAGUUUCCCAACAUCACACAGACGGCUAUGUGUAGGUUUACAGGAUGGUUCAACGUUGUUCUAUGGUGAUGUCAUACACACGACAAGGUCCAUUUUUACAGCAUCAUACGGUGGACUGCUUGUAGUUUUCUGUGGCAUUUGCUUUCACCCGUUGGCUAGGCGUAGUUUUAAACUGAUUUGCAAACCUUUUCGUGAACAAACUUGCGCUGUAGAAUUCUCAGGCUUAUUUCCAAAUUUGUAUUUUAGUGUAGUCAGGUCUGGUGUUCCUCUUAAUACAUACUACAGUAAUGUUCACUCCAUUUCCAUAAAAACAAUCCUGUCUCAUAACCAAAUAAAGACUUCCACAGACAGGCAGUAAAAUCUGUUCCUCACUACUGAUUCCCUUAGUAAAUUACCACAAUGAUGAAUUGAUCGCUAUAUAUCAGGAAUCUUUAGCCGUCGGUGUGGGUCAUAUGAUGCACAUGAACCCGGGCCUGUUUCAGGUAGCAUGUCGUGAGUGUGUGUGUAUGUUUUAUGGGUGUGUAUCUCUCGUUUAAGGCCUUUAACUGCUGUUUUUCAGGCACAUUGGUCUUCUUUACAUGCUAUUAGCACUAUGCUAAUUAGACAGUUCUCUUUAUCAUCCUCUAGUAAUAGAAACAUACCCCUGAUUGAUUUUGUAAAAAUUUUUUUUUUUUUUUUUUUUUUUUGGCGUGUCUUUGGUUGAUUCUAAUUGCGUAACCAGGAGUGGUCAAAGGUCAACAGAAAGUCUUUAAAGUUGAUAUCCUCUGUGAUGGGUUAAUAAUUCCUUCUUUUUUUUUUCCAUUGUUACCCUCCUAUCCUGAAAGCUUUAGUUUAAAUUUAAAAUAGAUAUCUGACACACUGAUUUUUUUUUGUGUGUUUACGUUUGAGAGCAGAUUUGAGAUGAUUUUAAUGACCUGAUGGUUUUCAGUUUUACAGUGUUCGGGAUGAAAUCAUACAUCUGUAAUGUCUUAAAUACAGGAUUGUUUGAAAAUAAAAAAAAAUAUCUU
Pangasianodon hypophthalmus (striped catfish) is the source of this 11358-nucleotide messenger RNA. RefSeq names its product misshapen-like kinase 1 (gene mink1). The coding region runs from base 822 to 4742 and encodes 1306 amino acids. The record is from RefSeq and is a predicted model, not a curated record. The transcript is spliced from 32 exons. Gene Ontology annotation, biological process: protein phosphorylation. Lineage: Eukaryota; Metazoa; Chordata; Actinopteri; Siluriformes; Pangasiidae. Gene Ontology annotation, molecular function: ATP binding; protein kinase activity.